UUUUCUCCCACCAUAUAAAUAGCCCCUCACGUGCUCUUCGCCUCCCUCGCCACCCAUUCAACUCUCUGAAUUUUUCUCCUUCUCCGUUCAAUCGAAAUUUUCAGCCAUGUCUGACGAGGAGCAUCAAUUUGAGUCUAAGGCUGAUGCCGGAGCAUCAAAAACGUACCCUCAACAAGCUGGUACUAUUCGUAAGAGCGGUUACAUCGUCAUCAAAGGCCGUCCAUGCAAGGUUGUGGAAGUCUCUACAUCCAAAACUGGCAAGCAUGGUCACGCCAAAUGUCAUUUCGUUGCUAUUGAUAUCUUCACUGGAAAGAAGCUUGAGGAUAUUGUCCCCUCUUCACACAAUUGUGAUGUGCCCCAUGUUAAUCGCACAGAUUAUCAGCUUAUUGACAUCUCUGAAGAUGGAUUUGUGAGUCUGCUCACUGACAAUGGUAACACCAAGGAUGACCUCAGGCUUCCUACUGAUGAUAGUCUGCUUUCACAGAUCAAGGAUGGGUUUGCUGAGGGUAAAGACCUCGUUGUGUCUGUUAUGUCAGCUAUGGGUGAGGAACAGAUUAAUGCCCUGAAGGAUAUUGGCCCCAAGUAAUCUCUUGAUUGGAUUGCUUGACGCGAAGUUCUUUACUACCUUGAGUGAGAUAGAUAUUAUAGUUAUGGAAAAACAUUGUGGUCUUGUGGAAAAUUCUUCAGUAUUUGCGGACCAUUGUGAGUUAGAUUUUUAUUUUUGUUGUUUUAAAUUGUGGUAUUCAUCUGAAUUUUGUCCUACUCUAGUUUUUUAAAUUUGGUGUGGGGAAAUGCUUAACCUGCAGCUAUAUACCAUCUUCUUCACCUA
Messenger RNA from Solanum stenotomum, 829 nucleotides. RefSeq names its product eukaryotic translation initiation factor 5A-4. Lineage: Eukaryota; Viridiplantae; Streptophyta; Magnoliopsida; Solanales; Solanaceae. Gene Ontology annotation, molecular function: translation elongation factor activity; RNA binding; ribosome binding. The record is from RefSeq and is a predicted model, not a curated record. Gene Ontology annotation, biological process: positive regulation of translational termination; positive regulation of translational elongation. The transcript is spliced from 5 exons. Bases 107 to 586 code for a protein of 159 amino acids.